Molecule: messenger RNA, 5576 nt
Organism: Oncorhynchus kisutch (coho salmon)
Lineage: Eukaryota; Metazoa; Chordata; Actinopteri; Salmoniformes; Salmonidae
Product: histamine H2 receptor
Exons: 5
Coding region: 3551-4816 (421 amino acids)
Biological process (GO): chemical synaptic transmission; G protein-coupled receptor signaling pathway, coupled to cyclic nucleotide second messenger
Cellular component (GO): plasma membrane; dendrite
Molecular function (GO): G protein-coupled serotonin receptor activity; neurotransmitter receptor activity
Source: RefSeq, a predicted model, not a curated record
AGAGAGAGAGAGAGAGAGAGCAAGGGAGUAUGACUCAUACACAUACAUAAACACACACACAAACAUGAGGAAUGAGCUUCUGGUUUCUGUCCAGUCUCACAGAGUAGAGUAGAGCAGAGGAGAGGAGAGGCAGCUGAAACAAAGCAAGACCGCUGACACUGAGACUGGACCAGUCACCAACAGAGGGAGCUGUUCAACAACCCAUCAUCCCAUGCAGACUGGACCAGUCACCAACAGAGGGAGCUGUUCAACAACCCAUCAUCCCAUGCAGACUGGACCAGUCACCAACAGAGGGAGCUGUUCUACAACCCAUCAUCCCAUACAGACUGGACCAGUCACCAACAGAGGGAGCUGUUCAACAACCCAUCAUCCCAUACAGACUGGACCAGUCACCAACAGAGGGAGCUGUUCAACAACCCAUCAUCCCAUGCAGACUGGACCAGUCACCAACAGAGGGAGCUGUUCUACAACCCAUCAUCCCAUACAGACUGGACCAGUCACCAACAGAGGGAGCUGUUCAACAACCCAUCAUCCCAUACAGACUGGACCAGUCACCAACAGAGGGAGCUGUUCAACAACCCAUCAUCCCAUGCAGACUGGACCAGUCACCAACAGAGGGAGCUGUUCUACAACCCAUCAUCCCAUACAGACUGGACCAGUCACCAACAGAGGGAGCUGUUCUACAACCCAUCAUCCCAUACAGACUGGACCAGUCACCAACAGAGGGAGCUGUUCUACAACCCAUCAUCCCAUACUGACUGGACCAGUCACCAACAGAGGGAGCUGUUCUACAACUCAUCAUCAAACUGACUGGACCAGUCACCAACAGAGGGAGCUGUUCAACAACCCAUCAUCAAACUGACUGGACCAGCCACCAACAGAGGGAGCUGUUCUACAGCCCAUCAUCCCAUACAGACUGGACCAGCCACCAACAGAGGGAGCUGUUCAACAACCCAUCAUCAAACUGACUGGACCAGUCACCAACAGAGGGAGCUGUUCAACAACCCAUCAUCAAACUGACUGGACCAGUCACCAACAGAGGGAGCUGUUCUACAGCCCAUCAUCCCAUACAGACUGGACCAGUCACCAACAGAGGGAGCUGUUCAACAACCCAUCAUCAAACUGACUGGACCAGCCACCAACAGAGGGAGCUGUUCUACAGCCCAUCAUCCCAUACAGACUGGACCAGCCACCAACAGAGGGAGCUGUUCAACAACCCAUCAUCAAACUGACUGGACCAGUCACCAACAGAGGGAGCUGUUCAACAACCCAUCAUCAAACUGACUGGACCAGUCACCAACAGAGGGAGCUGUUCUACAGCCCAUCAUCCCAUACAGACUGGACCAGUCACCAACAGAGGGAGCUGUUCAACAACCCAUCAUCAAACUGACUGGACCAGCCACCAACAGAGGGAGCUGUUCUACAGCCCAUCAUCCCAUACAGACUGGACCAGCCACCAACAGAGGGAGCUGUUCAACAACCCAUCAUCAAACUGACUGGACCAGUCACCAACAGAGGGAGCUGUUCUACAACCCAUCAUCAAACUGACUGGACCAGUCACCAACAGAGGGAGCUGUUCUACAGCCCAUCAUCCCAUACAGACUGGACCAGUCACCAACAGAGGGAGCUGUUCAACAACCCAUCAUCAAACUGACUGGACCAGCCACCAACAGAGGGAGCUGUUCUACAGCCCAUCAUCCCAUACAGACUGGACCAGCCACCAACAGAGGGAGCUGUUCAACAACCCAUCAUCAAACUGACUGGACCAGUCACCAACAGAGGGAGCUGUUCAACAACCCAUCAUCAAACUGACUGGACCAGUCACCAACAGAGGGAGCUGUUCUACAGCCCAUCAUCCCAUACAGACUGGACCAGUCACCAACAGAGGGAGCUGUUCAACAACCCAUCAUCAAACUGACUGGACCAGCCACCAACAGAGGGAGCUGUUCUACAGCCCAUCAUCCCAUACAGACUGGACCAGCCACCAACAGAGGGAGCUGUUCAACAACCCAUCAUCAAACUGACUGGACCAGCCACCAACAGAGGGAGCUGUUCUACAACCCAUCAUCAAACUGACUGGACCAGCCACCAACAGAGGGAGCUGUUCUACAACCCAUCAUCAAACUGACUGGACCAGUCACCAACAGAGGGAGCUGUUCUACAGCCCAUCAUCCCAUACAGACUGGACCAGCCACCAACAGAGGGAGCUGUUCUACAACCCAUCAUCAAACUGACUGGACCAGUCACCAACAGAGGGAGCUGUUCUACAGCCCAUCAUCCCAUACAGACUGGACCAGCCACCAACAGAGGGAGCUGUUCUACAACCCAUCAUCAAACUGACUGGACCAGUCACCAACAGAGGGAGCUGUUCUACAGCCCAUCAUCCCAUACAGACUGGACCAGCCACCAACAGAGGGAGCUGUUCUACAGCCCAUCAUCAAACUGACUGGACCAGUCACCAACAGAGGGAGCUGUUCUACAGCCCAUCAUCAAACUGACUGGACCAGCCACCAGCCUCCUCAUCGCUCCUUCAAUCAGAGGAUCUGUAAUGAUGAACUGACCCCUCCAUCCUGACAACAUAUACACUCCAAUAGAUGUGAAAUAUGCCCAAACAUACUCAGGAAAAUAGCUCAAACACAAAGAUAAAUGUCCAUCUACGCACAUUGGUAUGGAUAUAGACACACCCAGAUAAGUAUUAUCUGAAGGAGACUGGACUGAGUUGUUGUUGUAGGGCAGGGGUUGGGGUUGAGACUGGGUGUAAGUGAGUGGUUGGGGUAGAGACUGGGUGUAUGUGAGGGGUUGGGGUUGAGACUGGGUGUAACUGAGGGGUUGGGGUUGAGACUGGGUGUAAGUGAGGGGUUGGGGUUGAGACUGGGUGUAAGUGAGGGGUUGAGACUGGGUGUAAGUGAGGGGUUGGGGUUGAGACUGGGUGUAAGUGAGGGGUUUGGGUUGAGACUGGGUGUAAGUGAGGGGUUGGGGUUGAGACUGGGUGUAAGUGAGGGGUUGGGACUGGGUGUAAGUGAGGGGUUGAGACUGGGUGUAAGUGAGGGGUUAGGGUUGAGACUGGGUGUAAGGUAGGGGUUAGGGUUGAGACUGGGUGUAGGGGUUAGGGUUGAGACUGGGUCUAGGGGUUAGGGUUGAGACUGGGUGUAGGGCAGGGGUUAGGGUUGAGACUGGGUGUAGGGGUUAGCGUUGAGACUGGGUGUAGGGCAGGGGUUAGGGUUGAGACUGGCAGUAGGGCAGGGGUUAGGGUUGAGACUGGGUGUAGGGGUUAGGUUUGAGACUGGGUGUAGAGGUUAGGUUUGAGACUGGGUGUAGGGGUUAGGUUUGAGACUGGGUGUAGAGGUUAGGUUUGAGACUGGGUGUAGGGGUUAGGGUUGAGACUAGGUGUAGAGGUUAGGUUUGAGACUGGGUGUAGAGGUUAGGUUUGAGACUGGGUGUAGGGGUUAGGGUUGAGACUGGGUGUAGAGGUUAGGUUUGAGACUGGGUGUAGGGGUUAGGUUUGAGACUGGGUGUAGGGGUUAGGGUAGGGACUGGGACUUCAGUAAGGAUGCUGUCAGUGGUGAUAUUAGGUGUGACCCUGUCCCUGCUCAUUCUGCUGACGGUGUUUGGUAAUGUCCUGGUAUGUCUGGCCGUCUGCGCCACACGACGUCUCCGCUGCCUCACCAACUGCUUCAUUGUUUCCCUCGCCAUCACUGACCUGCUGCUUGGCAUGCUGGUCCUGCCCUUCUCCGCCCUCCUCCAGCUCAGCGAUUGGCCGCUGGGGCCAACCCUCUGCAACAUCUACAUCUCAUUGGAUGUUAUGUUAUGCACUGCCUCUAUCCUCACCCUAUUGGCCAUCAGCGUGGACCGAUACCUGGCCGUGACCGCACCCCUUAGAUACUCGUCGCUGGUGUUGCCGAGGGGGGUAGCCAUAACGAUGGCUUCGGUGUGGGCGGUGUCGCUGGGGGUGUCGUUCCUACCGAUCCACCUGGGCUGGAACACUGUGGACGGCAGUGUGCAGAACCGCGGCCCGGGGGAGGAGAGGGAGUGUAAGUUUGAGCUGAACCCUUCAUACGUUGCGGUGGACGCCUCCUUAACCUUUUACCUUCCCCUGCUGAUCAUGUGCUGGAACUACCUCCGCAUACUCCGCAUCGCCCGGGCCCAGGCCAGACGCAUCAUCCAUGCACGACCCAACCUCAACAACAACAGUCCCUCGUCAGCCCCUCGUCAACUCACCUCAGUAACAGCGAUGGCUCUACGGGAACACAAAGCCACAGUGACCCUAGCAGCAGUUAUCGGAGUGUUCAUGGUGUGCUGGUUCCCCUACUUCACCCUGUUUACUAUCAUGGGUCUGAGGAUGCAGGACUACCCAGCAGCCUACCCUGUGGUGCUGUGGCUGGGGUACAUCAACUCAGCUCUGAACCCAUUGCUCUACGCUGCCCUCAACAGAGACUUUAGGUCCGCCUACGCCCGCCUGCUGCACUGUGGUAACUAUGGAUAUGGCAGGGGGAGGGGCGGGCCAGCGUCGCCCCACAACAGGACCACGACGGGUAAAAGGAACAAGGAGAAAGACAACACACACGGUGCGGGGGAGGUAGGUGAGGGGGGGGGUGUCGCUCUGCUGCGUGAACACACCUCUUCCUGUAGGGCGGGGCCAGGUGAGACCGGUGUGAUGAUGAUGAUACAGGAAGUCAGAGGAACAACCAUACCUUCCACUCAGCACAGCACAGGGGCGUCUGCCGCCAACGACCUGGGUCAUUCUAUAUCCUGUGUGUCAGAUGGCGGUGACCCUGUGUCUAUCUGUGAGGAGGAUUCAGUGUCCUACCUGUCCUGAAAGCUGAGCCCAGGACCAGCCAACUUAACUCAGACACCCAGCCCAGGGGAUCAAUCACAGACAGGACACUGGGAGUCGUCUAAAAUAUCACGGACAAUCUGCAACAAGGAAUCCCGGGGACCUUUAACCGCAGAACUAGAAUGAGACUAUUUCUAUCCCUUCAACCAAUAAGCAAUGACUGGGGAAGCCCACAAGUCACUUUGUUCUGGAACACUGAUACCUGGAAAGUAAUGUCAUUGACAGACAGACAGACAGACAGACAGACAGACGGACGGACGGACGGACAGACAGACAGAUUAAAACACUCGUGUCAGACUGGUGGUGAAAUCUAAGCUCUGGUGUUAUUCACCUGAGCCUGACUGUGAUCUUCCAAUGAAGCAGAUAGUUAUGCCCUCUAGUGAUGGAAUAUGGUAGUACAACCUGACAAGGAGACUAGACUCAGCAAUUUUCUCAUAAAACAAUCAGUGUUCUGAGAGAAAAUGAUUUCAAAUAUGUGAAAGUGUUUAAUCUGUAUGAGGGACUGUUUAACUGUGCAGCUAUAUGUGUCAUAUACUAGGUAUUUUGAAUUUGAGUACACAGUAUGUACAUGCAGCCUAGUGGACUAAAACAUGCCCCAGAACGUCUUGGGAUCUGAUAUUUGUCACGUCUAACCACAGUGCCAUCUAAGUUGUUGUAAGGUUGUGAAGGAAGGCCACCUACGACCAGGGAUGGUACUGAAAGCUGCUGGUGGAGUGGUAGAAUAAAUAGCAUUUACCAACAA